Messenger RNA from Amphimedon queenslandica, 921 nucleotides. Its product is annotated as PRKCA-binding protein-like. The record is from RefSeq and is a predicted model, not a curated record. NCBI's taxonomy places the organism in Eukaryota, Metazoa, Porifera, Demospongiae, Haplosclerida, Niphatidae. Gene Ontology annotation, molecular function: protein kinase C binding; protein domain specific binding; phospholipid binding. Gene Ontology annotation, biological process: positive regulation of receptor internalization; intracellular protein transport; receptor clustering. The transcript is spliced from 10 exons. Gene Ontology annotation, cellular component: trans-Golgi network membrane. Bases 1 to 921 code for a protein of 306 amino acids.
AUGAAGAAGCUAAAGCAUAAGAUAGUUGAAAAGAUGAAGGAGAGCACUGCAGACACACUUGGAAUAACAAGAGCAGUCCUUGUUAAUGAUAAGUUGCUAAAGAAGUUGGAUCACCUUGAGCAUACAUCUAAAGUCUGUGCAGGUAUUGCUUUUAAUGCAAGAGAUGUCAUCAUUCAAGUGAAGGGACUAGCAAGAGGACAUCAUAAUAUGAGUAGUGUGUUCAAUAAUAUUGGUGUUUAUGAACCACAUACUGAUGCCAGUGUUGCUUUUGCUAAUUUUGGUGCAGCUCACAAGAGCAUGGCUGAAGAAGGAGACAAGCUAGUAUCCAGAGUUGGACCUAUGCUUAAAGAUCUUCGUACAUUCUUAACAAAGGCUGUCCCCGAUACUAAGCUGACCAUCAAAAAAUAUCAAAGUGCCAAGUUUGAGUUUCUAUCGUACUGUUUGAAGGUGAAAGAGAUGGAUGAUGAGGAAUACGAAUGCAAUCACAUUGGACAACCAUUGCCUCGUGUGAUGACUGGGAACUACGAAUACAGAGUUUUGCUUAGAUGCCGUCAUGCUACAAAAAGGAAGUUUAUGAAACUUCGUUCGGACGUUUUGGUAAAACUUCAGCUAUUGGACAACAAAAGAGUACAAGAUCUGGCAUUUCAGCUUGAGAGGUUGAUUGGUGGCAUGUAUGUAUACUGCAGACAGAGUUACAAUGUACUCAAGCCUGCCUGUGUCUUUCCCAUUGAAGUACAGUUGCAGCUAGAAGAGAAGCAGGGCCCCAUUGGAAUGGAGGAGGGAGAGAGAGGCACAGCUACUCUGACAGAGGUUAAGAAAAAAGAUGAUGAUGACGUUCCGCUACUUGAUCUUCCUGCAGAAGAAGCGAAAAAAGAGGAAGGAGAGAAAAAAGAGGAAGUAGUUGAUCUCAUAUCAAUUUAA